AUGGUAGAAUCCGUUGCGACAGCAGGCCCUUCAUCAAGCGUCAGGAGGACCUCGCCGACGGCACUGCGACCUCUGAAAGCCGAGCUCGGAACCUUGGCUAGAUCGGACGCCAGCGCCUCAUUCUCCCUAGGCUCCGUCAUCGUCGUCGCUUCGGUCUCGGGGCCGACAGAAGUGCGCAUCCGCGACGAGCUCACAGAUCGCGCAACGCUCGAUGUUAUCUAUCAGCCUCAGCAUGGUGUUGCAGAGGCACAGGGGAUCGUGUUGAGGCAGAACAGCCACAUGGCCGAGAUCUCGCAAUCGCAGUUGGCGGGUCUGGUUCGCCAGUACAAGGAGGAACAGGGCGAAAGCGAUGACAUCGAGGUGGACGACGAGCUAGAGUCCAACGGCAGAAAGCGCAAGAAGCGAUACAGCGGAAACACCGUGGUACUGUUGGACCCAACGCCGUUGGAGCUCGACUAUGCUCUCAGCACACACGUAUUUGCAUUUGCAUUUUCGCAAGCUCUCGACGGAGAAGAAAAAGAAGCGGCAGCACACGAGGUGUCGGAGCAGAUCCUGGCCGAAUCGCAGGGUGCCGUCGACUUGGCAGAUCUGGAACGCGCUCAUGAGCUGUGCUUGAGCGGUUCGUCUGCCGUGGUUGGCUUCAUGCGAGCGGCGCUGCAGAAACGGAUCUUGUCGCAGACCCAAUGA
Pseudozyma hubeiensis SY62 is the source of this 687-nucleotide messenger RNA. Its product is annotated as predicted exosome subunit. Bases 1 to 687 code for a protein of 228 amino acids. The record is from RefSeq and is a predicted model, not a curated record. Gene Ontology annotation, cellular component: nucleolus; nuclear exosome (RNase complex); cytoplasmic exosome (RNase complex). Gene Ontology annotation, biological process: nuclear mRNA surveillance; poly(A)-dependent snoRNA 3'-end processing; U4 snRNA 3'-end processing. The transcript is spliced from 3 exons. NCBI's taxonomy places the organism in Eukaryota, Fungi, Basidiomycota, Ustilaginomycetes, Ustilaginales, Ustilaginaceae.